Messenger RNA from Penicillium paradoxum, 1419 nucleotides. RefSeq names its product cytochrome P450. The record is from RefSeq and is a predicted model, not a curated record. Gene Ontology annotation, molecular function: heme binding; iron ion binding; monooxygenase activity. Lineage: Eukaryota; Fungi; Ascomycota; Eurotiomycetes; Eurotiales; Aspergillaceae. The annotation marks the transcript as partial. The transcript has 4 exons.
GCAACAUUGUACAUCGCCUCUAGGGUUAUCUACAAUGUUUUCUUUCAUCCAUUGGCCCGAUUUCCAGGACCAUUGGUGCACAAAAUCUCCCGACUGCCAUAUGUCUACCGGUCUGCUCGGGGAACCCUUCCCUUCGAUAUGCUAGAUAUGCAUAAGCGAUAUGGUGACAUUGUCCGCAUUGCACCAGAUGAGCUGGCUUUCUCACAUCCCGAUGCCUGGCAAGAUAUUAUGGGUCACCAGAAGGGACAAGGGGAAUUCUCCAAGGCUGACUGGUUCUACCGUCCAGUUGAACAGCCGUCACAUGUAGUCAAUGAGACCAGAGAGCAACAUGGGCGUCUCCGCCGACAAAUGGCUCAUGGCUUCUCUGAAAAAGCGAUGAGAGACCAGGAACCACUGAUUCGCGGGUAUGUUGACAUGUUGCUCGACCGACUGCAUGAAUUUUGCAAGUCCGGUAGUCCGGUGAUCCUAUCCGACUGGUAUAACUAUACCACUUUCGAUAUUAUCGGGGAUCUGGCAUUUGGUGAGCCAUUUGGCUGCCUCCAGGGGUCAAAUCUUGAUGGAUGGAUCAAAGGGAUCUUUGAAGCCGGUCGGCUCGGAAUUAUCUUGCAGGCUCUUUCGUUCUAUCCACUCGUGAAGCAGGCGUUGCUAUCAAUGGCUCCUGCGUCGAUGAAAGAAGCCCACGAGAGACACCAGAAACUUACCGAACAAAAGAUGUUCCGUCGGAUGGAGAAGGAAGAAGGCCGAGCCGACCUAAUUGAAGGACUUUUGCGAAAGAAGGAGGAGUUGAACCUGAGUGUUGGAGAAUUGAUUGCAAAUGCCGAAAUUCUCAUUAUUGGAGGCUCGGAGACUACGGCCUCGUUAUUGAGCGGAGUCACAUACCUUCUCCUCACGAAUCCAAGUGCCUAUGAGAAGCUGAAAACGGAAGUACGAACUGUCUUCCAGAGCCAGGAGGAGAUCAACCUUAUCUCUGUUAAUAAGCUUUCCUAUAUGCUUGCAUGUCUCGACGAGGCACUGCGUAUGUAUCCACCCAUCGCCAACGGCCUACCUCGAAUGAGUCCCGCGGGAGGAGCCAAGGUGCUGGGUGAAUAUAUUCCGGAAAAUACAUAUGUCGCGGUUCAUCAAUGGGCUCUCUACCGAAGAGAAGACUAUUUCAAAGACCCCAAUACAUAUCACCCAGAGAGAUUUUUGGGAGAUCCAAAAUUCGCCGAUGAUCGCCGAGAAGUGUUGCAGCCAUUCCAUACUGGACCGCGGAACUGCCUCGGUAGAAAUCUUGCAUAUAGCGAGAUGCGUUUGAUCCUCGCCUUGAUUAUUUUCAAUUUUGACAUCGAGAUCGCCGAUGAGGCCCGUGACUGGAUCAACCAGAGGAAUUUUCUGAUGUGGGAAAAGGGCCCGUUGAAGGUUCAUUUGACUCGAGUAUAA